UAUACAGGACGCCAUUGAGAAUAAUUCGUAUUUCAGUAAAUCCCCUAUUUACCAUUCUGGGGAUGUAAAUAAAGGAUUUGAAGAAUGUGAACAAGUUCUAGAAGGAGAAGUUUAUAUGGGAGCUCAGGAACAUUUCUAUCUGGAGACCCAAUCAUCUAUAGCUGUACCUAAAGAAAGAGAUGAAAUGGAUCUGUUCUCAGCCGGUCAAUUUCCAGGAGGAAUUCAAGAAACUGUGGCUAAAACACUUGAUAUACCGUUCAAUAAAGUUAAAUGUGUUGUAAAAAGACUAGGAGGCGGAUUUGGUGGAAAGGAAGUACAGAGCAUACCAAUAGCCUUAAUGGCAGCUGUAGCCGCCAAAAAAUAUAAUCUACCAAUGAGAUGUUGUUUAGAACGAAAUGAAGAUAUGGUGAUAACUGGGACCAGACAUCCUGUUACAGUCAAAUAUAAAGUUGGUUUUUCCAGUGAAGGACGUAUUACUAGUUUAGAUUUAAAUAUUUAUGCUAAUUGUGGUAAUUCGAUGGAUGUAUCCUUUGCCAUUAUGGGCGCCAUUAUGAUAAAAUGUGAUAAUGCUUAUAAGAUCCCCAACUUCCGUGUGACAGGUCAUCUGUGUAAAACUAAUAUUAGAUCUAAUACUGCCAUGAGAGCUGCUGGUAGUAUACAGGCCAUGUUUAUUAUAGAAACUGUUUUACAGCAUGUCAUAGAUCAGUUGGGAGCCGAACCCACAAAGGUUCGAGAAAUGAAUUUUUAUAAAGUAGGAGAUAGAACACAUGUCAACCAGAUUAUAAAAGAUUGUAAUAUUCAGUCAUGUUGGGAAGAAUGUUUAAACCAGAGUGAUUAUUACAACAGGAAAACACAAGUCGACCAGUUUAACAGGGACAAUCGAUGGAGAAAGAGGGGAAUUUCCAUAGUUCCGUUAAAAUAUGGCAUUUCAUUUGAAGUGAUACAAUUGAACCAAGCAGGUGCCCUGGUGAAUGUUUAUACUGAUGGAUCUGUUUUAUUAUCACAUGGAGGAGUGGAAAUGGGACAAGGUCUUCAUAUUAAAAUGAUACAGGUUGCUAGUGCAUCACUUGGUAUACCAUCAGAUAGAAUCCAUAUCAGUGAAUCUUCUACAAAUAUCGUACCUAAUGCACCACCUUCAGCAGCAAGUGUCAGUUCUGAUCUUAAUGGAAUGGCAAUAAAGAUUGCCUGUGAGACGUUAAGUAAAAGAUUGGAACCAUAUAAAAAUGAAAAGGGUUCGUCGUGGAACGAUUGGGUAAAGAAGGCUUAUGAAGAUCGUGUUAGUUUAUCAGCAACUGGAUUUUAUAAAGCACCUGAUCUUGGGCCUGAUCCCGCCACCAAUAGUGAGAAUAAAUUCAUGUAUUAUACAUAUGGUGCUGGAUGUUCUGAAGUUGAAAUUGAUUGUUUGACAGGUGACCAUACGGCUAUAAGAACAGAUAUUGUAUUUGAUGUUGGAACAAGUUUAAAUCCUGCUAUAGAUAUAGGACAGAUAGAGGGAGCUUUUAUGAUGGGUUAUGGUCUGUAUAUGCUGGAAAACUUCAAGAUUUCACCCAGUGGUCAGGUUUUAACACAAGGACCUGGUAAUUAUAAACUACCAGCUAUAAGUAAUAUACCUAAACAAUUCAAUGUUUCUCUAUUGAAAGGAAAACCAAAUGACAGAGCUGUUUAUUCAUCAAAGGCUAUUGGUGAACCGCCAUUGUUACUGUCUGUCUCAGUCUUCCUAGCAACCAAAUCAGCCAUAAUGGCGGCUCGACACGAGACUGGAAGACGUGGAUACUUCCGGCUGGAUAGUCCAGCUUCCCCAGACAAAAUACGAAUGGAAUGUCAAGAUGAAUUUACUAAACAAUUUCCUGUAGCUGAAGAAGGAACCUACACACCCUGGUUUAUAAAGCUGUAGGACUGUUGAAUUAUCGGUUAUUAAAUACCAAGGGGAAAUAACCUCUGAGAUAUUACUUAGAGAACAUAUCAUUGUCAGAUGUAAACAAACCAUUGUAAUAAAUAAAUUGAUGGGGUAUAAACAGUUUUACUGCCCCGGUGUUUGAAUUUCAACUCUAGACCAAAUUACAUGUUA
This is a messenger RNA of Patella vulgata (common limpet), 2068 nucleotides long. Its product is annotated as xanthine dehydrogenase/oxidase. The record is from RefSeq and is a predicted model, not a curated record. The transcript has 18 exons. The coding region runs from base 116 to 1894 and encodes 592 amino acids. NCBI's taxonomy places the organism in Eukaryota, Metazoa, Mollusca, Gastropoda, Patellidae. Gene Ontology annotation, molecular function: oxidoreductase activity; iron ion binding; molybdopterin cofactor binding.